Molecule: messenger RNA, 1335 nt
Organism: Schistosoma margrebowiei
Lineage: Eukaryota; Metazoa; Platyhelminthes; Trematoda; Strigeidida; Schistosomatidae
Source: the annotation of a GenBank genome assembly
AUGAUAGGUCAAUCCAGCCCGUUUAUAGCAGCUGUUCAAACCUUAGGAAGUAAUAUGGCAGCCACCCAACUUGCAGAAAAAUUAAAAUCAGAUCAAAACAUUCCACCCGGUUAUCUGGAUUUUGCGCUACACUUUUCUCUAAUUUUCCAUAUAAACACAAAUCGAUUGAAAGAUAUGGCUUUAGAAAAUUUAAUCAGUCCUAUAAUCUCUAAAGAAUGCUUUUAUAAGUUUACAAAAGAAGGAGAUUUAUUUGAUGGUCCAUGUUUUAAAGCAACUAUUAGUAAAUUAUUAGGAUAUGGAAUAGUUAUUGGCUCUUCACUUGUUAAAAUUCCACAAGUAAUAAAAGUUGCAAAAUGUAAAAAUUCAUUUGGUUUGAGUAUACUUUCAAUUUUACUUGAAAUGAUCUCUUUAACAUCUGUAAGCGCUUACUCAUUUGCUAAUGGAUUCCCGUUCAGUGCUUAUGGAGAAGGAGUCUUUUUAGGUAUACAAAAUUUCCUCUUGGCUAUUAUGGCAAUAACUUGGACAUAUUCACAUAUUAAAGCUGUCCUAUUCUCUUGUGCUUAUAUAGCAUGUGUAGCUGUUCUUUUGUCUCCAACACUUCCAUUAUCAAUAUUGAUACUAUUGCAAACAGUUAAUCUUCCAAUUAUGUUAUCAUCUAAGAUUGCUCAAAUAUGGACAAAUUAUUGUAAUGGGAGUACAGGUCAAUUAUCAGCUAUUACAUUGUUCCUAUUUGCUUUAGGUUCAACUGCACGUAUAUUUACAUCAAUUCAAGAAACUGGUGAUAAUCUAAUGAUUAUAUCAUGUAUAUUAGCUAGUCUAUUUGCAUUGAGUAAUGGAGAUGAUGAUGAUGAUGAUGAUGAUGAUGAUGAUGAUGAUGAUGAUGAUGAUGAUGAUGAUGAUGAUGAUGAUGAUGAUGAUGAUGAUGAUGAUGAUGAUGAUGAUGAUGAUGAUGAUGAUGAUGAUGACUUAGAUGAUGAUGUCGAGUUGGAUUUACGUGAUCACGACGGCUUGGAUGAUGACUUAGAUUAUGUUGAUGAUGAUGACGAUUUGAAUGAUUUAGAUGAUGAUGAUGAUGACGAAUCGGAUGAUUUGGACGAUUUAGAUGAUGAUGAUGUCCAGUUGGAUGAUGAUUUAGGUGAUGAUGACGGUUUGAAUGAUGAUUUAGUUGAUGUUGAUGGUGAUUUAGAUUAUGGUAAUGAUGAUGAUGAUCAUGAUGAUGAUUCGGAUGAUAAUGAUGAUGAAUUGCAUGAUGAAGAUGAUAAUGAUAUACAAAUGAAUUACUUCUUAUUUAUUAUUUUUCUUCUAAAAAACAUUCUAAUGAGAAGUUCAUUUUAA